This is a messenger RNA of Bufo gargarizans (Asiatic toad), 1110 nucleotides long. RefSeq names its product eukaryotic elongation factor 2 lysine methyltransferase (gene EEF2KMT). Bases 67 to 1050 code for a protein of 327 amino acids. The transcript has 9 exons. NCBI's taxonomy places the organism in Eukaryota, Metazoa, Chordata, Amphibia, Anura, Bufonidae. The record is from RefSeq and is a predicted model, not a curated record.
GUCAUCAAAGGUCCUUUCCUCCUCGAGAGUAACGUGUAGCCCGUGCUCCCGUGCUGCGGCUGUAAGAUGGCUCUACAUGAUCACGUUAUGUCCACUGCUCAAGCUUCUUUGUGCGAUACAUUCCAGCGAGACUUUCUGUGUUGUAGACGUAUUGGAUCCUUACCAUGGAAGGAAUUGGACCAUCAGUUGACCCUACAGCCAUCAUUUGCUCUCAUUAUUUUGGAAAAGACCGUGAAUCAUCCAGUGUGUCAGAAGUGCCCGCCAUCAUUACAGUACCGAAGACUCUUCUUGUCUGAGCUAAUCAAAAAGCAUGAGCGUACUGGAGCAGAACCGCUCGAUGAUUUAUACAGUGCACUGGCUGAAAUCCUAAAUUCAGAAGACACUGCAGUCUGCUACAAAAGUUACUGUUUGCCUACAGGGGACCUCAUUACAUUGUCUGAAAACGUUGCCAUAAUCUCCACAGGAACCACAGGCCUAGUGACAUGGGAAGCUGCUCUUUUCUUAGCUGAAUGGGCAAUUCAAAAUAAUUAUGUCUUCAACAAUCGAACAAUUCUAGAGCUCGGGAGUGGAAUUGGUCUGACUGGACUGGCCAUAUGUAAGAGCUGUUCUCCCAAGAAAUACACGUUCACUGACUGUCACCAGAAAGUCCUUCAGCAGCUCAGAGAAAACAUUCAGCUCAAUGGCUUUAUGCUGAGUGAAGACCCAAAGACUGUGUCAGUAAUGGAGCUCGACUGGGAAUCCAUUACAGAACAACAACUUCUGAACCUGGAAGCGGACGUGGUCAUUGCAUCAGAUGUGGUGUAUGAUCCAGAGAUUGUAACUUCGUUUACUAGAGUACUAAAGAAGCUUUUUCACUGUACAAAAGCUGGAAAUAAACUUGACGUUUUUGUCGCAUCGACUAUUCGUAAUCCCGACACAUACCGACUGUUUCAGGCAGCGUUAGAUGACACUGGGAUAAGGUGGCAGGUUCUCCCGGACCACAAGAGGAGUAUAUUUGCAUAUGAUAAAAACUGUACAGUGCAAAUUCUGAAAUUGACUUUAUCAGUGUAAAUAUUUUACAGAGAGGCUGAAAGCAGUGUAUAGUAAGUGAUAAAAGUGCUGUAUAAACCA